Molecule: messenger RNA, 1414 nt
Organism: Xylona heveae TC161
Lineage: Eukaryota; Fungi; Ascomycota; Xylonomycetes; Xylonales; Xylonaceae
Product: small monomeric GTPase
Exons: 4
Coding region: 147-1214 (355 amino acids)
Biological process (GO): cellular response to amino acid stimulus; positive regulation of TOR signaling; cellular response to starvation
Cellular component (GO): nucleus; Gtr1-Gtr2 GTPase complex; fungal-type vacuole membrane
Molecular function (GO): GTPase activity; GTP binding
Source: RefSeq, a predicted model, not a curated record
AAUCAGGUCAUAUUGAGGGGCUGUAUCUUAUACCUAAACAACAUUGUCGUGCUGCAUAAUUUCUUUUGAAAUUGUUCAAAUCAGAGAAAGUGCCCUAGCGAAUCGCAAAAUAUAUCGAGACGAUAGAUAUUCAUUCUCCCAACAAAAUGGACUAUGACAGGAAGGCCAAGAAAAAGAAGGUUUUGCUUAUGGGCAAAAGUGGGUCCGGCAAGACGUCUAUGAGAUCUAUCAUCUUCAGUAACUACGUUGCUAAGGACGCUCGCCGCUUGGGUGCGACCAUUGAUGUCGAGCAUAGUCAUGUCAAGUUUCUGGGGAAUUUGACCUUGAACCUGUGGGACUGUGGCGGUCAGGACGCAUUCAUGGAGAAUUACCUUGCCUCUCAGCGCGACCACGUCUUUUCCAACGUAGGCGUGCUAAUUUAUGUUUUCGAUAUUGAAUCCAGGGAAUUUGAUCGCGAUAUGGUGACCUAUUCGGCUGUCGUUCGCGCUUUGCGUGAAAAUAGUCCCUCGGCUGCUGUUUUCUGUCUCAUUCACAAGAUGGAUCUGGUCCAGGCUGAAUAUCGCCAGAAGCUAUUUGAUGAGCGCACGAAUCUUGUAAAAGAGCGCUCCGAGGGAUUCAAGAUUACAUCCUUCGCGACAAGUAUCUGGGACCAGACCCUGUACAAAGCCUGGGCGAGCAUCAUCUAUACGCUAAUCCCUAAUCUCCACGUGCUUGAGGGCUAUCUGCGCGAGCUGGCAGCUGCUGUUGAAGCCGAAGAAAUCAUUCUCUUCGAGCGUACUACUUUCCUCGUUGUUACCUCUGUGACUAGCGAGAUAGGAGCUUUGAACCCCGCCCACGAUCGGUUUGAGCGUCUUUCCACUAUUAUUAAGACUUUCAAACAGUCGCUGUCUCGGCACACUGGACUUCCGCGCUCUUCACCCCAGUUUGCCGAAUUCCAGGUCAAAACUUCUCGAUUCAACUUCUUCAUCGCCCGGCUUACCAGCAAUACCUAUGUUUUAGUCGUCACUCCACCAGGCGAGGCAGCAUUUAACACUGCCCGUAUUAAUGUUCUCACUGCGCGCAACGACUUUGCCAAUCUUGACAUUACUGGCGAAGUCUAUCCCAGAGGAACUGGUCCUGCUGGUGCACCUCAUCCGGCUUCCGACGAGGCUGCUGCUGCGGUUGCAGCAGCUCGAGCGGCUGAAGAUGAAGAUGAGCACGGCAGCCCUAGCUAGAGCCGCUCAUACACUGAUGAGCAGAUGCCCGCUUUCUGAGGCGGGAUAAAGCCGGGACACCUUUGGUCCCUCUGCUCAUUUAUUUUUACAUUUACUGCUCACUGCUUGCUUCCUUGCAAGAUACCCUGCUCAAUGCUUCUGCACAGCGACUGGCGUUAAUAGAUUGUUUUACAUAUAUUGGUGGUGACGUUGACGACCGC